This is a messenger RNA of Symbiodinium natans, 729 nucleotides long. The record is from the annotation of a GenBank genome assembly. Lineage: Eukaryota; Dinophyceae; Suessiales; Symbiodiniaceae.
AUGUCGCCUGAUGGCGGCGUGGCGACAGGUUUAGUGCCAGGGUCUGCGGUCUACGCCGCUGAACACCUGACGGUGCAGGGAGGACGUAUCGCUGUUCGUUUUGGCGCGCCAGGGGUCAUCGAAGAGAUACAGGAGAGUAGCGGCCAGUUCAUCGUCACCUUUGCGGAGUCUCUUCCGCCAGGUCAGAAGUUUGCAGUUUCUGCCACGCAGCUGCUACUCACUGCACCCUACCGUCAGGGCCAGUGGCUGCAGCUCACCAGCGAUAUCACCUUCAGGAGCAAGCGCGUUCUGCGUGCCGGGCAGCCGUGUGUUGUCCGCGACGUUCGAUGCGGCUCUGCUACUCCCUUGGUGGUUCGCAUGGCCCCAGUGGCGGCCGUCGAUGCCUUUGAUCUCAGCGUCAGCCUCGAAGACGUUGAAGACUUAGUGGGCCUUCCCGCGAACUUCAGUAACUCGUGCGGUGCGCUGCCUGAGGGCUUCGCUCCGGCGGAUGUUGUUUUUGCGACCGCCGAUAUUGCGGUGCAGGGCCCAUCAGGUCCGACCAUUGCCAUUGGUGUGGGGGAUAUAGGCAUGGUGUUUGGAGAGCCCACUACUGCCGAAGCACGUCGCAAAGGAGAGGUGUUGGUGCGCUUCGAGGCCCGACAGGACCAAGGCAACCCCGUGUUCCUGAGUGUGCAGGCCAAGUCCCUCUCCCGAAGCCCGCUGUUCAGUUGUGGAAGCGAGCCGAGGUAA